Messenger RNA from Rhopalosiphum maidis (corn leaf aphid), 2299 nucleotides. RefSeq lists its product as uncharacterized. NCBI's taxonomy places the organism in Eukaryota, Metazoa, Arthropoda, Insecta, Hemiptera, Aphididae. The record is from RefSeq and is a predicted model, not a curated record. The transcript is spliced from 6 exons. Gene Ontology annotation, molecular function: protein binding. The coding region runs from base 1 to 2073 and encodes 690 amino acids.
AUGAUUUGGUUAUUUUUUAAAAACUGUAGUAAAAACAAAAAAAGUAAGACGAUAAAAUCUGAUGACAAUUAUCUACAGGUAAAUAAUUCAAAAUCAAUUAUCAAUGAACUUCUACCCAAAUUGGACGUUUUUGAUGAUUUGGACACUAGUAAUGAUAACGUAUUUUUUAUGGACAAACAUUUUGCAUAUCUUUCGAUUGUUGAUCCUUACAAUGAAUUUAAAGAGUCUACUCCAGAAAAAACUGAGGCUGACAAAUCAGUGGUAAUUGAAAAUGAGAGUGAAGAAAUAAACGAGGUUGAUGAUUUAGAAGCUAGUAUAAAAGACGCUAUGGUUAUUAAUAAUAGAUUUGGUAAAGUUACGCAAAAACAUUUAAAAUCGUUACAAUGCCCAUUUACUUGGGAUUUGGAACCUGAAGUGUGGAAAAAAAAUAUUGCAAAUCGAAUUGAAAAAAAAUAUGGCAAAUACAAUACGAAUAUCUCUUCAGUCAGAUUUUCAUUUGAAAAGUACAUAAGCAAUCUUAUAAUCAGUUGUGGUCUAUUUAAAAUGAAUAAAGUAGACAAAGCACACGAUAAAUUAAUAGAUAUUUGGGGAUGGCUAGAUAAAUUAGACGAUAAAAACGAACCUACAUAUUUGGCUAUUAGAGAUGGAUUGAAGCAUAUCGUUAUGUCUACAUUAUGUCAUAUAUUAUUCACUAUGAAUAGAGCGCAAUGUCAACAGUUAUUUGAAAUGAUAACAAGAUUUAAUAAUUUAGAUUCGAAGUCAAGAGCUGCAAUUAAUGCUUUACAUGCUGCCGUUUGUAUAGAGAUUGGUGGUAAAUCAUUGCAAAAUGUAGUUCAGUACGCGAAAACAGCAUGUGAAUUAGAUCCAGACACAGUUCAGUGGAAUUAUUUUCUUUCCGUAGCCAUGACUGCUCAAAGGCAAUAUCUGAAUACCAAUAUAUCGUGCCCUACUAAUACUGAAUUUGACUCUAUACAGCAAGCAAUUAUUUUAUCAAAUGAACCAAAUCCAUAUUUUAACUUCCACAGAAUGCAUUUGAUGACGAAUAAAAUACUCUAUCAUUAUCAUUUUGAUAAUAAUAGAGGGGAAAAUACUGGAAAUGAAAAUGCAAUGGAAACAAUUAAAAAAGACUUUCUCAACAUAAUAGAAUUAAUCAAGGCCAUCGUGAGCAUAGAACCGGAAGAUCCUCAUUUAGUUGUUAAAUGCGCUAAAUCUCUAAUGACUCUGCCAUAUUUAACCGAAGACAACAUUUUUCUAAUUAAACAAAUUAUAUCGAUAGCAGUUAAUAUGGCUUUUCACGAUUUUACGGUAAUUAGAGCGAUUCAAAAAAGCAUCGAAAUCUUCAGAGAAUUAGUAUUUGCUUACACAGAAAUGAAUGAAAAAAAAAGUCAAUCAGAAAACAUAAAUAUUCAAUGUAAAGUAAAAAACCAAGAGGAUGACUUAGAAAAUGAUUUUAUACUUAUCAAUGAAAAAUACGAGAAAGGUAGUAAACCGGUACUAGACUUAAUUAAUCUAUUCGAAAAAUAUGACGGAUAUUGUCGCUGGAAAAUAAUGGCACAAAUUUGUUCUUACUCAAUACUUUUCAAAGAAUCUUCAAAUUUUUUAAUUGGUGUGGAACAAUUCAUGAUGUUAAUCAAUGAAAAAAACAUUGCUAAUAGCGAUAUUAUUAAGAAACAUAGAUCAAUAUUUAUAAAGGAUCAUUCUAAGGUGUUUAACCUUGCUGAAUUAGUAUGUAAUGAAAUCAAAUUGGCUAUUACGUUUGGUUGCAUCAAAAAUCAAGAUCAAACGCAAUUAUAUUUAGAUCAAUUAACUAAAAUUAUGGAUGUGUGUCAACUGAAAUCGAAAAAAGUCAAUCCCACUCUUAUACUUGAAAUAAUUGGGAGUAGCGAGAAAGAAAAUCAGAAUAAUGUUUUCAAACAGAUCGAUACAGUUAAUCAUCAAAAUGAUCCACAGGCCACCAAACAAAUUGUUUCGAAAAAUUCUACUAAACAACGUCGGUUAAAACACACUUCUAAUAAUCAUCAUACACGAGCACCCAAAUCUAAACCAAGAAGAAGACAUCAUCGUUAUGACUAAUUGAAUUAUCUAAGUGAUUAUACAGAAUAUUUGAUAAUAAUAAAUGUAUUUACUUAUACCAGUCAUACCCAUUAUACAUUAUAGGUAAAGGUAACAACUAUACAACGUAUAAUAGGUAAAUAGUAAAUAGGUAAAAUAAAACAAAAUUAAUUAUAAAAUACAAUAUUUCAAACAUAUAGUUUAAGUAUUACUGUAAUUACAAAGUUGGUAUCUAUUCAAAUAUAUU